AUGAAUAUGAAUAUCAAAAAGAACCCAACCAUUAUUCUUGCUCCUUUUAUCCUUUUGCGCUUUCUCUUCUUCUUCUCAUGGAUUUUCAAUAUGGCUGCAGCUGCAGCGGCAGUGGAAAACACAAAGAUUCCAGUGAAUGUGGGUGUUGUUGUUGACCUUGAUGCUCCCAGUGGGAAGACUUAUCUGAGUUGCAUCAAAAUGGCCCUCCAGGACUUUUAUGCAUCUCAUGCUCACUUCAACACCAGGCUGGUUUUGCACACCAGGAACUCCAACCAAACUGUUGUUGGUGCAGCUGCUGCAGCUCUGGAUCUGAUAAAGAAUGUAGAAGUGCAAGCAAUCCUUGGACCAGAGACAUCGAUGCAGGCCAGCUUCGUUGUCAAUCUUGGAGACGAAGCUCAUGUGCCCAUUGUAUCAUUUUCUGCAUCAAGUCCCUCCCUUGCUUCGCUUCGGAGCCCUUACUUCUUCCAAGUUACACAGACUGACUCAUACCAAGUGAAGGCCAUAAGUUCCAUUGUUAAAAAUUUUGGAUGGAGACAUGUUGUGCCGAUUUACGUGGACAAUACGUUUGGGGAGGGAGUCAUACCCUUUUUAGUUGAUGCAUUGCAAGAAGUUGAUGCUCAUGUCCCCUAUCGGAGUGUCAUCCCCCCCAUCAGCAACUGA
Molecule: messenger RNA, 660 nt
Organism: Prunus armeniaca (apricot)
Lineage: Eukaryota; Viridiplantae; Streptophyta; Magnoliopsida; Rosales; Rosaceae
Source: the annotation of a GenBank genome assembly